AUGGGCGUGACGGUCUUUGCCGUUCCUGUAUUUCUAGUUGUUUUUCGAGAGACGAUUGAAGCGGCCAUCAUCAUAUCAGUUUUACUUGCAUUCCUCAAGCAAACCCUCGGUGGUGCAAAUGAGGAAACACAUAAAGCAGUAUACAAAUCCUUACUGAGACAGAUCUGGAUCGGCACGGCUCUUGGCUUUCUACUCUGCCUUAUCAUCGGAGGUGCUGUAAUUGGCACUUUCUAUACUGUGGGCAAGAAUGUUUGGGAUACGACGGAGUAUAUUUAUGAGGGAGUCUUCUACAUGGUGGCUGCACUCAUUAUAUCCGUGCUCGGCGCAGCUCUUCUCCGAAUUGGCAAAAUGCAAGAAAAAUGGCGUGUGAAGGUGAUCAAGGCCAUGGAAAAUCCCGAAAGUCAGGGCCGAAAAGGGUUCAUCAAACGAUUUGCUGGAAAGUAUGCCCUAUUCUUGCUCGCCUUUAUCACCGUGAGCCGAGAGGGAAUUGAAGGCGUCGUCUUUAUUGCUGGGGUUUCGUUUUCUGCCCCCGCGACUGCUGUUCCUCUUCCGGUCGUUGUAGGCUUGAUCGCGGGCUGUAUUGUUGGGUGGCUCAUAUAUAAGGGUGGGUCUUCUGCAAAACUGCAAUAUUUCCUAGUGGCAUCAACCUGUGUGAUGUACCUUGUGGCCGCAGGACUGUUCGCUCGCGCUAUAUGGUACUUUGAGCAGCAGCAUUGGAAUAAGAUGGUAGGCCAAGAUGUCUCUGAAUUAGGCGCUGGGUCAGGAUCCUAUGAUAUUAGCCGCAGUGUCUGGCAUGUCAAUUGUUGCAGUCCCGAAGUCAAUGGUGGAGGUGGCUGGGGUAUUUUUAAUGGAAUACUUGGAUGGACGAACUCCGCAACCUACAGCACCGUCAUAUCGUACAACCUCUACUGGCUUGCCGUCAGCAUUGCAUUCAUUGCAAUGCGGUAUCAUGAAGUGAGGGGCCAUUGGCCUCUCAUGCAGCCGAAGACCCGGGUCGAGUCCACCUCUGGAGAAUCGCCCGUGCAAAGUGCCACGAAUGAUGUAACUAACGCAGCCGAAAAUGGCGUGUUCGUGGCUAAGGUGGAA
Molecule: messenger RNA, 1086 nt
Organism: Penicillium cataractarum
Lineage: Eukaryota; Fungi; Ascomycota; Eurotiomycetes; Eurotiales; Aspergillaceae
Product: FTR1 family protein
Exons: 4
Biological process (GO): iron ion transmembrane transport
Cellular component (GO): plasma membrane; high-affinity iron permease complex
Molecular function (GO): ferrous iron transmembrane transporter activity
Source: RefSeq, a predicted model, not a curated record